CUCCGCAAGCUUCAAAGUUCGCAGAUCGGUUCAUCCCACAUCAGCUCUCCAACGCCGCAGGGCAAGCAUUGCACAAGCAGCAUGCGGCCGACCACACAGAGCAUACAUAUAUCGCGACGGCCUCUCCCACUUUCCAAUGCCCAAAUCCGCGAUUUCUUCUGCCCGCGCCAAUUCUCUCAUAAACCGCCGAAACUCAUCCUCGUCUCCCACCGCGCGUCCCUUCGGCCACAGCUCCCUUUCCUCCCAUCAUCCAAUUCGUAUAGAUCCAAUGUGCAACUGUCACGUCUCUUCUCUAUUUCUGCGGCCAACAAGAAAUUCCUCCGGGAGUACUACCGGGAAACCAUCAGAUGGACAGGCAUCCUAGGCGUCGUUUGGGUGUCCUUCACCGUUGCUGGUUAUGCCAUUCUCACCGAACGGCAAGAGCGAGCAUUUCCAUCGCCUCAUGAAUGGGGUUUUAUAACGAGGUGGAGAUUUAGGAGGGGGAAAUGGUACCAGGUGCCCGAGAACAAUGAGUUGGAGGGCUUCACCAAUUGGGCUCGCGUAUGGUGGGAGAUGAAGAACACCCUGGUUCGACUCGAGGAUCCCGAAAUAGAUGGUGCUGGUAUAAAAGAGCAGGAUGAAGAAGAGGGUGGUUUGAUGGUACCAGGUGUAGGCAAAGCUGGAUACGAUCUCACAGCGAAGAGCGAGGAAUGGCGGCAGGGCUAUUGGGAAGUCCUCAUGGGCAUGGCCGAAGCUUCAGAAAAUCUUGAGGGAUGGGUAACCACCGAGUCGCGCAAAUUCAUCUGGUCCCCGAUAUACGUCCCGUCGCCCUCCAAUCCCGACCCUCCUGAGCCGCUACCCGGCGGUUUGCCAGCGCCUCCAGAAGAAGAGCGUCUCCCCGCCGGCGGCCAACCCCCCGAAGACUACUACAUGAAGAUCCUCACCAGCAACGGUUUCACCACCUCACAACGCCUCCGCGCAGCGUUGGACUGUGCAGACUGGUUCUCAUUCAAAGAGCUCACAGACUCGGCCGAAGAAAUGUAUCGUUGGGCCCUCGACAUCGCCAUCUCCGGCCUCUCCACCCCUGACCCUACCAUUGUCCUUAACCCCAAAACCGGCGUACUGGCUUCAAGUCCCGAAGCCAGCGCACACCUCACACCCAACAUUGUCUUAGCCGUCACGGAACUAGCCACCUUCCACGCACAGCACAACAACACAACUGCCGCCCUGCCUAUCCUCAUCUCCCUCCUCCGAGCACGCCUCUCGGCGCCCGAAGCCCCAGAGACCAUCCCAGCUCCCCAACCCUCCCCAAGCAUGAUAAGCCAAUUCAUCGACCUCCUCAUCGAACCCACGUACCCGCCGCUCCCACCAACCGGCGACGACCCCUUCCUCCGCAAAGACACGCAACGCUGCGAAGAAGCCGCGCUGAAAUCCUACAUUGGCGAAAUCCUCUUCGCGACGGCAAACGCAACCGCGCGCUCGCGCCGCGGCGCCCCCGCCGACCAAACCCCAGGCCUCUCGUGGGUCCGCGACGCCGUCUCCACAUCCAAACAGGCCCAGAGCAUCCCCGCCGUCGAAGCAGACUCGUCCAUCCGCAAGCACUGCGAGACGUGCGAGGAAAUCGGCCUCGAGGCCUGGGGCAAAAUAUUGACGUACCUCGUUGCGUCGGCGCGCGACGACAUCGCCGCUGUCAAGCGCGGCUGGGGGCCCAGUGCUCUCGCGUACAAGUACUACUGGGGUCUGGACCAGUUGGAGCAGAAGGCUGAGGAUCUGGCCGAGGAGGAAAUUGGUGUCACCAUGCGCUUGCAUAAGCUGAGGAUGAAGGUAUAUGGAGAGUUGUUGAGAGAGCAGGAUCGCAAACACGCUAGGACUUUUGUGUUUUGAGCCAUACUAUGUGUGUGCAUGUCAUGUGUAGGAAGGGAGAGAAUGCGGUGCGUCUCGCCCGCCCGCUUCGUGGGAGCUACGUAUUUCUUUUCACCAGAGCUCUUCAUUUCUUUUUACAUCUGUAUUAUCUCUUGUAUGUUUUUCAUUUUUUUUUCCCCAAGAAAUAUAUCAUUUCAAAAGACGACUGCUCCAAAGGGAAAGAACAGAAAAAAAACUGUCGUCGUCGUCAAUUCCAAACCUCUGUCGAUUCCACGGUUCAGAAUGUGUAGGCCGUUUUGGUUGGUCUUUUCUUUUAUCGUGCCGGGGCGACUUUUUGGAAUUCGAUGCUCAAUAUGCAAUGCAACAUAAACUUUUACUCAAUUUAACUUGGAUACAC
Periconia digitata is the source of this 2239-nucleotide messenger RNA. Lineage: Eukaryota; Fungi; Ascomycota; Dothideomycetes; Pleosporales; Periconiaceae. The record is from the annotation of a GenBank genome assembly.